AUGGACAUGAACCAGCUUCACAUCCUUUGUACACAUAGCAUGAUGGACUAAAUCCAACCCCGACAAUGGUCCUGCUUAUCACCACCUCCCCUAUCCUGGCCGCCUUCGAGGCUCUCCCGGCCUCCUCUCGUCAUGACCUCGACCUCCCCGAUUCCCUGUCCCUCCAGGAUCCCAUCUCCCACGCGCAACUCAUCGCCCUGGCGCGGUAUUUUCGAUCCUCUUCCAACAGCAAUGAGACACACUCAGCCCGGAGUCUGAAUUCCCUUCUCCGCGGAACGAAAGUCUACAUCCCUCCUCCGCCAAAGAAACCCGAACCAACCCCCGAAUACCUCGCCCUAAAAGCGCGUCUUCUCGCCGCCGCCGAAACAGACGCCUACAACCGCAUGAUCACCAGUGCCCCCUCCCUCCUCAACCCCCACAACACCAGCACCGCAAACCCGAUCUUCACCUCCUCGACCCCCACCGUCUCCGCCCUCCACGACCCCCACAACCAUACUGACGAAAAGGACACCUCCUACCCGGACCCUCUCACCCCCUCCCUCGUUCUGAACAUCUUCCUCUCCGUCCUGAUCACCGGCUUUAGCGUGUACUUCGCGCUGCGGAGUUUCCGGACGCCGGAGGUGUUGAUUGAGACCGUUGCGGGGGUGUGGAGGGGAAGGACAGCUGAUAGAGGGGGGAGGGGAGGGGAGGGCGUGUCCGAGGCCGUGAAGGUGCUGUUGUCGUUGGGGGUGGCGGUGGGCGUGGGCGUGGCGGAGGUGGUUAUUUAUGCAAUUUAUUUGGGGAAGGUGGAUGAGGCGAGGAGGGUGGAGAGGAGGGUGAGGGAGAAGAAGGUGGUUGUUGGGAGUGAGGGGGUGGGGGGAGGGAGGACCGUUGGUGGGAAUGGUAUGGAUGGGGAGAAAGAGGAGAUUUGGGGGCGAGGGCCGAAUGGGGGGCUGAGGAGGAGGCUAAGGGAGAGGUGGGAGGAUAAGGAGAAGGAGAUGGAGAAGGAGAGGGAGGAGUGA
Molecule: messenger RNA, 1001 nt
Organism: Aspergillus heteromorphus CBS 117.55
Lineage: Eukaryota; Fungi; Ascomycota; Eurotiomycetes; Eurotiales; Aspergillaceae
Product: TMEM199/VMA12 family protein
Exons: 3
Coding region: 66-1001 (311 amino acids)
Biological process (GO): vacuolar proton-transporting V-type ATPase complex assembly
Cellular component (GO): endomembrane system
Source: RefSeq, a predicted model, not a curated record